This is a messenger RNA of Ipomoea triloba (trilobed morning glory), 1273 nucleotides long. Its product is annotated as NAC domain-containing protein 90-like. Gene Ontology annotation, biological process: regulation of DNA-templated transcription. Bases 47 to 817 code for a protein of 256 amino acids. The transcript is spliced from 3 exons. The record is from RefSeq and is a predicted model, not a curated record. Gene Ontology annotation, molecular function: DNA binding. Lineage: Eukaryota; Viridiplantae; Streptophyta; Magnoliopsida; Solanales; Convolvulaceae.
UGUCUCAUAUACUAUACAUUCCCAUCCAAAACCUAAGAAAGCAGUUAUGGAGGAUAUGCCGGUGGGGUUUAGGUUUUAUCCCACAGAAGAAGAGCUGGUGUCGUUUUACCUGGGAAACAAGCUCCGAGGAGAACGACCGGAUAUUGACCUUGUUAUCCCUGUCGUCAACAUUUAUCUGCACAGACCAUGGGAGCUCCCACAGCUCGCCGGAGUGGCUAGCUAUGGAGACGACGAGCAGUGGUUUUACUUCAUGCCGGGGCCGGAAAACAUUGCCCGAGGAGGAAAACCGAACAGGCUGACAACAGAAGGAUACUGGAAAGCCACCGGAUGUCCCAGUCUUGUGUUCUCCAUAAACAAUCGAGUCAUUGGGGAGAAAAGGACGAUGGUGUUUUAUACAGGAAGGGCUCCAAAUGGAACAAAGACUGAAUGGAAGAUUAACGAGUACAAGGCUGUCCAUGGUGAAGCUUCAGCAUCCGCUCCCCUUUCGGAUUUAGAGCUACGCCAAGAAUUCAGCCUGUGCCGCCUCUACAAGAAGCCAAAGUGCGACCGAGCAUUUGAUCGCCGCCCGUUGGGUGUUACUACAGUACGGCGAAGAAUAGCACAACAGCCGCCACCGCAAGAUAGCGUUCAGACGGCAGCAAUGAUAUUACCGCAGCAGGAUAAUAAUCCUCCCGCAAAUAAUAUGUCCGGUGCCGGAAAUAGCUCGCCGGCGUCGGGAGACGCCGUUAUUCCUUCUAAUAAUGCCAUGGGGACCCAAGUUUUUUGGGAUAACUUGACACCUAUAUGGGAUUGGGAAGACUGCUUCAAUCUUCUUUGAGACUUGGUCUAUUACAAUAUUUGUCCGACCAUAGUGAUUUUACCAUUUUAGUCAUCAAGUUUUAAUUUUAUCGGACCAGUAAUAUUUUUCACUAUCAAAUUUGUACUUAUUUUAGUAUCCGAAGGGUUAAAAAAAGUCCUUCAGAAAACAAAAAUAGAUACAAAUUUGAGAGUAAAAAAUAUUAUUGAACGAAAUAAAAAAUUAAGAACUAAAGUGUUGAAACCACUGUACUAGAGAACCCUAAAUACAAAAUAUGAGUAUAGUUUUAUUCUAUUUCUUGUUGACUUGACAGUCCAAUAACUGAUGACUCCAUGCCAUUUUGAAAAUGCUGUGGGCUGAAGUUUAGGUCGGUAGAUCGAGUAAAAUGGCUGGAAAACAACUAUGAUAUUAAGAAUUUCAAUGUCUUUACAUAAAUUCAAGGUAUACAAUAUUCUGUUUGUGUUGAUGAUUCUAAAA